Molecule: messenger RNA, 867 nt
Organism: Cyclopterus lumpus (lumpfish)
Lineage: Eukaryota; Metazoa; Chordata; Actinopteri; Perciformes; Cyclopteridae
Gene: aqp9b
Product: aquaporin 9b
Exons: 6
Coding region: 1-867 (288 amino acids)
Biological process (GO): glycerol transmembrane transport; water transport
Cellular component (GO): plasma membrane; basolateral plasma membrane
Molecular function (GO): urea transmembrane transporter activity; glycerol channel activity; water channel activity
Source: RefSeq, a predicted model, not a curated record
AUGGAAAAUGAGAGCAAGAGGAAGAUAAAGGAGAGAUUUGGCCUGAGGCGGGACAUCUUUAAGGAGUUCCUGGCGGAAUUUCUGGGGAUAUUUAUCCUGAUACUCUUUGGCUGUGGUUCAGUGGCCCAGACGGUGCUGAGUAAAGGGGCUCUCGGGGAGCCCUUGACCAUCCACAUUGGUUUCACUCUGGGAGUCACGAUGGCCGUCUACAUGGCAGGGGGAGUGUCAGGAGCCCAUGUGAACCCUGCAGUCUCUCUGGCCAUGGUGAUCCUGGGGAAGCUUCCUCUGAAGAAGUUCCCUGUGUAUGUGGUGGCACAAAUCCUGGGGGCUUUUGCUGGAUCCUGUGCUGUCUAUGGGUUGUAUUAUGAUGCUUUGAUGGAAUAUACCAAUGGAGAAUUUGCUGUUACUGGUCCAAAUGCCACUGCCAACAUAUUUGCAUCUUAUCCAGCAAAACAUCUCUCAGUCCUGAAUGGGUUUGUUGAUCAGGUAAUUGCAACUGCUGCACUGAUCCUGUGCAUCCUGGCCAUCACUGACAAGAAGAAUAUUGGUGCUCCAAAAGGCAUGGAGCCUCUCUGCAUUGGCCUGGUCAUCUUGGCCAUCGGAGUGUCCAUGGGUCUGAACUGCGGCUAUCCAAUCAACCCGGCACGAGACCUCGGCCCACGGUUCUUCACGGCUGUAGCUGGAUGGGGAAUGGACGUAUUCAGAGCUGGAGGUUGCUGGUGGUGGAUCCCUGUGGCUGGGCCGAUGGUAGGCGGAGCAGUCGGAGCAUGCGUUUACUUUCUCUGCAUUGAGUUGCACCAUCGCGAGCCUGAAAAACAGGAGGAGAACAAUGUCCAGGACAAAUAUGAAAUGAUAACUAUGAGUUAA